Molecule: messenger RNA, 1455 nt
Organism: Pleurotus ostreatus (oyster mushroom)
Lineage: Eukaryota; Fungi; Basidiomycota; Agaricomycetes; Agaricales; Pleurotaceae
Exons: 5
Coding region: 1-1455 (484 amino acids)
Biological process (GO): L-homoserine metabolic process
Molecular function (GO): L-serine O-acetyltransferase activity; homoserine O-acetyltransferase activity
Source: RefSeq, a predicted model, not a curated record
AUGGCGUCCAAGAGUUUCAGAUCCUUGCUGAGCUUGGCCCGCCCAAGGAAACUAGGUCGUAUUUCCCACCGCAACAUUCGUUUCGUGGCAUCGACAUCAAGUCCGGCGAAUGUUAGGCCAAAUUUCCCUUGCGUUGAUGCACAUGCUGCUCGUGAAUCAUUAUUGGUUUCGUUGAGCAAACGACCACCUGCCGACGAGGAUGAAGACGAGACUGGUCCCGAACCACCGUAUGCGCGACCUUCACCUAAAUCCUACCUCAAAUUUCACAGCGCGGCGCCGCUCCAGCUUACUUACGGCUCCUCCUUGCCCUCCUUCGACGUAGCUUACGAGACAUGGGGCAAGCUCUCUGAACGACGGGACAAUGUUAUUCUCCUACAUACAGGGCUCUCUGCGUCCUCACAUGCUGCUUCGACGGAAAUCAAUUCAGCAGAGGGGUGGUGGGAGAAGUUCAUUGGACCUGGAAAGGCCUUGGACACCAACCAAUUCUUCAUCAUCUGUACCAACGUCUUGGGGGGAUGUUAUGGCAGUACUGGCCCGUCGUCGAUAGACCCAACCACUGGGACGGAGUAUGCGACGCGCUUUCCUGUAAUAUCGAUAUUUGACAUGGUACAGGCUCAAUUUCGUUUGCUUGACCAUCUCGGCGUGGAUAAGCUGUACGCAAGUGUUGGGAGUUCGAUGGGAGCAAUGCAGAGUCUCGCGGCGGGAUGGUUACAUCCGAAGAGAGUGGGCAAGAUAGUAAGCAUCAGCGGUACCGCCAGAAGUACCCCAUCAAGCAUUGCGAUGCGCUUCGCGCAGCGAAGUGUCCUCAUGGCGGACCCGAAUUGGAACAACGGGUUCUAUUACGAUGGGCUUCCUCCUCACACCGGAAUGAAGUUGGCUAGGCAGAUCGCAACCAUUACAUAUCGUUCAGGUCCUGAGUGGGAUCUCCGCUUCGGUCGCAAAUUUCGGGCAUCUCCAUCGACUGACCAGGAGCCAGACCAACCGCGAGUGCCAGCACUUUGUCCCGAUUUUCUCAUCGAAACAUACCUUGAUCAUCAGGGAGAACAGUUCUGCCUUAAAUACGAUGCCAACUCCCUCAUAUACAUCUCCAAGGCAAUGGAUUUAUUCGAUAUGACUUCACCAGCCCUGGAGUCAUUAAGCCUCUCUUGGCCUAAAGCCGUUGCUUCGGCGCAUCUUGGACAUUCCAAGUCUCAUCCACCGCCACCGAAUCCCGCACCACAUCUUCCCGACCUGGCCGCCGGCCUACAACCCCUUGCGCACAUACCCACUCUUAUUCUAGGCGUUCAAAGCGAUAUACUCUUCACGGUCGAUCAGCAAAGAGAAGUCGCGGAUGCCCUAAGGAUGGCCGGAAACCAUUCAGUCAGUUAUUACGAAUUGGGUGGGGUCUGGGGGCACGAUACGUUCCUACUCGAUGUGCUCAACGUGGGUGGAGCAAUAAGAGGUUUCUUGUCGUGA